Molecule: messenger RNA, 1264 nt
Organism: Anopheles darlingi
Lineage: Eukaryota; Metazoa; Arthropoda; Insecta; Diptera; Culicidae
Product: tRNA methyltransferase 10 homolog A
Exons: 2
Coding region: 187-1134 (315 amino acids)
Biological process (GO): tRNA N1-guanine methylation
Cellular component (GO): nucleoplasm; nucleus
Molecular function (GO): tRNA binding
Source: RefSeq, a predicted model, not a curated record
GAAACUUAGAUAAUUGUUAUUGUAACAUGGAUUGUAAUUUAAAGUCAAACAGUUAAACGUUGGCGGGAUUGUAUACGAAAGCAUAAUAUAUGCACCGCGACGAAAAGCUGGAUAAGCUGAUUAAACGAAACGAAAUAAACACCUGGGGUCGCUUCCAAUUGGCGGUAUAGUGAAGAAAUUGCAAGUAUGAGCGAGAAUGAGACUGUCGUAGAUGCGGUGGCUACCACUGUAACACCGGACGACACGGUGGAACAGGCGGAGGAACCAAUACCGUGUGACAACAAGGAACAGGAACAACCAGCUGUUAACGGUCCGCUUACCGACGAAAAUGCCACAGCGAACCUCUCUAAGCGGCAGCGCAAAAAGUUACUAAAACUAGCCAGCUGGGAGGAGAAAAAAAAGGCAAAACGGUUGAAGGAAAGGGAGAAGUACAAGCUCAAGAAACUGGAAGCCAUUGAACGGGGAUUACCGGUUCGCAUCGGUCCCAGCCGAAAGGAGCUGAAACGGCGUGUAAUCGAUUACAGCCAAGCAACGAUUGAGAUCGCAGUCGAUCUAAGCUUCGACAGCAUGAUGAUCGACAAAGAUGUGGCCAAAUGUGUGAAACAGUUGCUGCGCAUGUACACACUUAACCGGCGGGCGCCGCGCCCCGUUCCGUUGCACUUUACCGGCAUCGUGGCGGAUGGUGCGGUCCAGCGGCACCUAUCGCGAUACGAUGGCUAUAAGCAUUGGGACGUGAAGGUAAGCAGCAGCCACUUUCUGGAUCUCUUUCCACGCGACCGGCUGGUCUACCUGACGAGCGAGUCGGAAAAUGUGCUUGAGCGGCUCGAGCCCAACGAUGUGUACGUGAUCGGUGGACUGGUGGAUCACAAUCAGCACAAGGGUCAUUGUUACCGUUUGUCGCAGGAACUUGGAGUGCGACACGCUCGGUUACCGCUGGCUGAACACCUCGUUAUCAAAACCCGCACGAUUCUCACGAUCAAUCAGGUGUUUGAGAUUAUGCUGCAUAUUCAUGCUGGACGUGACUGGCAGUCGACGUUGCUGGAAGUACUACCACAGCGGAAAGGAGCAGUACCGAAGGAAUCGCUAGUGAGCAAUGAUGCUGAAGAUACAAAUCAGGAUAUUGAAAAGUGUUAACAGUUGAAUAAAAUUGCAAUCAAUAAACAGUUAUAUAUAUUAAAUUUAAAAAUAAUAAUUUUCAUACACAGGCUUCUAUUGGUAUAUUUUCUAAUGAGAAACACACAUAUUAGGAGAAAUAAGGCCAUGA